Molecule: messenger RNA, 5948 nt
Organism: Ornithodoros turicata
Lineage: Eukaryota; Metazoa; Arthropoda; Arachnida; Ixodida; Argasidae
Gene: retm
Product: SEC14-like protein 1
Exons: 14
Coding region: 356-2512 (718 amino acids)
Cellular component (GO): cytoplasm
Source: RefSeq, a predicted model, not a curated record
UUUUCAUCGUUAUUACUAUUUUUUUAUUCUUUCUCCUCUCCGAUGAGGAAGUUUCACUGGUUGCUGCUUUUCCUAUGGAGGCUCCGCACAUCUUGCGGCACCACCGAUCAUGUUGAAGGACGUGAGAUGCGUUUAUCGGUCCAAGCUGGUUGGCAUCUGAUACCGGUUGACACUAGGACACUGUGCCACGGUGAUUUCCUCCUCCGUGUGAUAGCGAUCAUAUGUGCUUAGGGUUACGGACAAGACAUCAACCUCGUCAUCUGCUGGCCAGUGCACCUUGAGCUGUGAAUGUGGCGAUAUGCUAUAGGAUUUUAAUAGGUCAGGACAAAGACGCGGCAUCCAAUCCAGCCUCAACAUGGUGCAGAAGUACCAAUCUCCAAUCAGGGUUUACAAGUACCCGUUUGAGUUGGUUAUGGCGGCAUACGAACGUCGUUUUCCAACGUGCCCUAUGAUACCUGUCUUCCUGGGAAGCGAUACAAUGUCCGAAUUUAAGAGCGAGGAUGGUGCCGUUCAUGUAAUCGAACGUCGCUGCAGACUCAAUGUUGAUGCACCCUACUUAUUGAAAAAGAUUAUUGGUGUGGAUUUCGUGUACUUUGUUCAAAAGAAUUCCCUCGAUCGUCGAGCACGAGUGCUCAAAAUCGAGGCUUACAAUGAGAGCUUCUCCACCAGAGUCGGAAUCCAAGAAAACUGUACCUAUUCGGUACAUCCGGAGAACUCCGAAUGGACCUGCUUUGAGCAGAGCGCUUCGCUGGAUGUCAAGUCUUUCUUUGGCUUCGAAAAUGCAGUUGAGAAGCUGGCCAUGAAGCAGUACUCUCAAAACAUAUCCAAGGGCAAGGAGAUCAUAGAAUACUACAUAAACGAACUCCUCAAAGAGGGGAUCACGUUCAUCCCUCCGUUCAAGGACCAAAACAAAACGGUGGAGAAUGCAAAGACCGCCGUGCUGGUGGAAGAGGUUGCAGAAAAGGUGAAGAAGCCGGUAAAAGCGGAGAAGAAGGUGUCCCUGCCCACCAUUGCGGCAGACUCCCUUAUUGCCGCAGGAGAUGCCAACAUGAAACUUGAAUCCGAGUACAUCGAGCGUUGUCUGGGGUCGCUAACACCAUAUCAAGAGUCCUGUCUUGUCAUGCUGAAGAAGUGGAUGGCGGAAGCCCAUCAAGGAAAGGUUCCAAACGACCGUAUGUUGGUACGGUUCUUGCAAGCUCAAGACUUCAACUUGGAAAAGGCUCGCGAGAUGUUGUGCCAAUCUCUGGUGUGGCGAAAAAAGUACCAAGUCGACAGGUUGCUCAGCAGCUAUGAACUACCUGCAGUAGUCAAAGACUACUUUCCCGGUGGUUGGCACCACUACGACAAAGAUGGCCGGCCUUUGUACGUUCUACGUUUGGGUCAGGUAGACAUGAAGGGUUUCAUCAAAUCUAUAGGAGAACAGGGGCUUGUUAAACUUACUCUACAUUUGUGCGAAGAAGGACUGAGGCGGACCGAGGAAGCGACUGUAAAGUUCGGAAAGCCAAUAAGCUCGUGGACUUGCCUGCUCGACCUAGAGGGCCUCAACAUGCGCCAUCUCUGGCGGCCCGGCAUGCGCGCGUUGCUGCACAUCAUCGAGAUGGUCGAAGCCAACUACCCGGAAACGAUGGGACGCUGCCUCGUCGUGCGCGCUCCGCGAGUCUUCCCGAUCCUCUGGGCCCUGGUGGGAACCUUCAUCAACGACAACACCCGCACCAAGUUCACCUUCUUUGGCGGAGGGGAUUGUCACGCGCCCAUCGCGGAGUUCGUCGACCCGACAUUCGUUCCAGAUUUUCUUGGUGGUCCAAGUAGGACGUCUAUUCCGGACGGAGGCAUCAUUCCCAAAAACUUCUACAUGUCCGAGGAGGACUACGAGAGGGAGAAAGCAGAGGGCUUCCACCUUUUUGAUGAUACCAUGUAUCAUUCUGUCAGUAUUACCAGAGGACAGGUGCACGAGGUUGUGAUAGAAAUUGAAGACCAAGGCAGCGUCAUCUGCUGGGACUUCGACAUCAUGAAGGAGGAUGUGGCUUUUACGGUAUUCCACACGACCCGGGAGCUUCCUCCACGGGCCGAAGUCGGUGACAGAGGUGGAGGCGGGGACGCAGAAGAGGACGGAGAACCUGUCGGAUGUGCUCACUCGCCACUUCCUCUGGCAAUGCUUUCGCUUGAAUCAUCUUCCGCUCCGUCGGCGAUUCCCAAGAAUUGGGUUGCGGGAGAGGAUUAUAAGAUUGUUGAGCCUACCAUCACGUGCCACGAUGGCGAAAGUGUGCAGGGCUCGCAUGUAACCGGUGCGGCAGGGAGUUACAUCCUUCAGUGGCGGCACAUGGACAAUUUGCCCCACCACUCUUUCGAGUUCCCCUUGGCCCCUCACAAGGGAAAAGUGAUGUACUACUACGAGUUGCUCAAGUCACAGGACUAUCGGGGUUCAAUGUCAAGCCUGCAGUCAUCUCAUAGCGGCAACACGACCCACUCCUCAAGCGACCAGUCGGCACUGAGCUCCUGUCCUUCGAGGUGAUAGCGGAACAGCGAAUGCAGUCGCGGAUGGAGCUCACCGACGAUUGGCGUCUAUGGUGUGGGAUGCAUACGCCGCUUGUUGGCUGGCACGCGCGCAGCGAAGAACGCUGUCGUCUUACAUCGCGGAAGAAAUUUCUACAGAGUCUACGUGUCAGUGAGAUGACAAGUUGUUACGUUCGUGUUUUUAGCCCAUUUGAGUGCACUUUGGAUUGAGUGGCGGCACUGUGUCUGUGAAGAUGUAGUUUUUACACGAAAUAUUGUACCUGGUGAAAAUUUUUACCUGCGACUGCGUGCAUGUUUGCUCAGCUAUGUAGCGGGCUCACGAGUGCCGCGGGGACGCAGAUCUGCUUGGAGAGGACAGCUCUCUCUCGAGAGACGAAGGUACAGCUGGUCCUCUACCCUAAAUCCUGAACCUUGUUCGCGAGCGUGUUUGCUACGAAUACGUACACGUUGAUUGAUGAUGGUUGAUAAUCAAAAUCAUUGAUUUGUUAUGUGGAUAUACAGGGGUACAAGGAGAACACAGCAGAGGCAGGGAUCUUUUUUAAUACCCUGGCUUUAUAAUCAAGAAUCAGGGUAGCACCUUGUCAUUGUUUACCGACGGCCUUCAUCUAACAAAGUGUUACUGACAAAAUGUCUGUCUGAGGUGUUCUACGUACACUACUGACAAUGUCGGUCUGAUGCGACGGUUUGUGCGAGCAGACCAUAGCGAAAAAGUUUAUUUCAAUUCAGAGAGCUGCAGGUUGUUGUGGCGACCCUGUCCUGUUCUAAAGGACUGGGGGAACCUUCUGAGCAGCCGGGCAUAGCGAAAAAAGUAUUUUUCUGGGAAAUAUUUCCAUGGUGUUUCAGAGCUGUUGCUGCUGUGAAAUACAUUUCUGAUGACUCUAAAACGCAGCCAUUUUGAAAGUGUAGUCUGCUAGAAGGUUAGUUUAGUAAAGGGAUAAUUUGUAUUCGAGAGUCUUGACGUCAUUAUUGGUCGAAAUCUCUGCAUACCACGCAGUAGAUUUGACCUGAAAACUACAACCAUUUCUGUUCCAGGGAUUAAGUACUGAAAUUGGGCGAUCCAAAAGACGCAGACAAGUCAUGUAUGAAACGAUCGUGUAAUAAUUUAGCAUCCUUUCCGCUAGUGUGUAUAGAUAGUGUACGUGUGCAUGAGGUUUAGAAUGUAACUCGAGCUCAUUGUUGACAGUCAUGACGUGUAACAAAAACACUUAGCCAUAACUUUUGUGCCUGCACUCCGGUGGUAUUACUGCAAUAAAAUGACCACACGUACCAGUGAGUUACAAAAAAAAAAAGGAAGUAUUCACCUAGUACCUAAUAAUUAAACAUAUCUAAUCCUCUGGUUGCAGGCACAGGAGUGGGUUAUUGUCCAAAAAUUACAUACCUAUUGAGCUGUUGAAUACUUUGCAGUGCAGUCGUACAUGUGUAGUGUGAAAGUUAGUCUGUAGGGCACGGCUAUGAUUGGCUGAUCCGCCCAGCGCAGUUCACUGUGCUCCCUAGUAACUUUUGCUGCACUUUGUGAAGUAGAAGUGGGCUGGUUUGUUGGAGGCUACUAGACAUAGCUGUAGGACUUCAGAACGAAUAUCACACGAGUUAUUGUAUUCUUGUACUUAAUAGUGAAUAAACAAGGUAGGCUAGCAGCUCAGUGCUUAGUAUUAUACAGCAGCUUUAGAAUUUGAUCGCAGCAGGUUAAAAUGUGUUCUCGAAUCCAGAUACACUGUGCUUCAGAGAGUUGUAUCCGUUGACAGAAAGAGAUAGGCUAUUCUGCAUCAUAAUUGGACUUUUCGUUUCGGCCAGCUGCUUAGCUAGAUGCGCUACAAGUAAGCUUAGAAUGUGGUUAACUAAGGAUGUGUCAAAGUAUUAUGAGAUCCAUAAAUUGCGUUGUCUUCCAACGUAUGGUGCUUUCAUGUGCUUCGAGCCUGCCGUGGCUUUAGUCAAUCUUGGUGCCAGUCUAUUUAGCCGUAGCCGGAUCCCUUUACACAAGAGGUGUUGCGGACAGAAGGGCUUUCAGUGGUGCAAUCAUUUGCGCGGUUGCUUCGGAGGGGAGCGCUGAACGUUAGUAUUUGUGCUUCGUUUAGCUUUGCUAAACGCAGGUUUCAACUUGAAGUGAUGUACGAUUGUGCCGUGUACGAUACAUGUGUUUUACUAUGCGUUUACAUGCUUUUACCUGUGUGUGUACAUUCCUGUGAUUUAAGGAUUUUCUCGUAAUUUAAGCUUUCUGGGAUGGCUGUGUCUUUGCAUGAGGGAUCCAAAGAUGUACCCAGGGAAACAAGAGCCACCUACACAUCAGUUUCUUUUUAUUUAUUUAUGGUAGCAUAUUCAUCUCGUUAUGCAGCUUGAGAUGAUUUCGUGUUGUGUCUGAGGUCAUGCACGUAAAUCUGGCAUGUAACAAGAUCAGGAGUAAUCGAAGAGCCGUUUGUUUCAGGACUUCGCCGAUUGGGGCAAAAACAGGCUUUGUGCAGUAACUAUCUACUGGGGGCGUUGCAUAUUCUCUGCUGUGAAGUGAAGGCUAAUGGCCGCUUUGGUGAUUAUAAGGCGUGCAGAACUCCAAAAAGUCCGUGCAGCAGCUUUUCUCGGUGUCUCUUCACAAAGUAAAUGCAGAUCGCUGACCAAAAGCCAUCGCUUGUUUAAUGCGAGGUGAGAUACGACUUCAACAACAACGUACAAGUGAAUGCACCAAGCUAGCGUCAACAAAGUUUGCAUUUGUCAACGACUACUAUUUGGCUGCAAUGUUGCAUAUCUCACCUGAAAAGUAAAAUCUGAAGCAGCUUCCCUCGUGUGCAGUUUUCUGACGUAGCUGGACUGAAAGACCAAUUCCUCUCUUCUUCUUCAGCCUACGUAACACGCAUGCUGUAUUGCACCUAGAUCUGGACAUGACUUGCACCUAUGCACUUGCUCGAUACCAUGAGGAAUUCGAGCCAUCUCUCCUAUUGAAUGCUGGUUAAGAUGAAAGUGACUUGGGAUUUUACAGCACUUACCCUUAUCCAUGCGAGUAUUUUUACAAAUAAAUGUUGAGGCGAUUAUUUUCCUGCAACUCCAAAAAUGUACUUUUAUUGAUAACUCAUGCUAGUAAUGGGAUUUGCGACAGACAUGCUGAAAUUUUACUUCUGUGACAAAACCCUGUUACAGUGACUGUGUUGCUGUAUUCCCCUUGGCACAGUUUUGGAUCCCUUGGGUAACAUUUCUUAGUGAUGGCGUGAAAGAUGAACUUGUGCUUCCUCGUGGUGGGACUGUCGGGAAGUUUUGGAAGAUACUUGCUGGGAGGUGCUGUUGCAACCCACCUUAGGGUUAGUCUUACUUACCACACAUGGAUCAAGCGAUAAGAAAUUUGUCCAAGACAUGAUUGGUUGGUUGGGGCCUCCUGUGGAGGUCUUGUUACGGACUGAAAGUAUAUCCAAGCUGUUUGGAUGUUAUUGUGGAAAAUAAAAAUGUAAAAUGUG